AGGUUGAUUCAGCCUUCCAUCCUUCCCAGCCACAGGGGUGCUGAAGUAGCUGAAAUGAGAAAAAGGCAACAGUCCCAAAAUGAAGGAACAUCGGCUGUGUCUCAAGCUCCUGGAAACCAAAGAGCCAACAACACGUGUUGCUUCUGCUGGUGCUGUUGUUGCAGCUGUUCAUGCCUCACUGUUAGGAAUGAAGACAGAGGGGACAGCACAGGAAGACCGACACACACUAGCAAACUGGAGAGCAUCCAGGUCAUUGAAGAGGGCCAAAAUCCUACUGCUGAUGAAAUUCUAUCUUGGGCUCAGAAUUUUGACAAGAUGAUGAAAACACCAGCCGGUAGGAAUAUUUUCAGAGAAUUUCUUCGAACAGAGUACAGCGAAGAGAACCUCCUAUUCUGGUUAGCAUGUGAAGACCUGAAAAAAGAACAGAACAAGGACGCUAUUGAAGAAAAAGCCAGACUUAUAUAUGAAGACUACAUCUCUAUACUAUCGCCAAAAGAGGUUAGCUUAGAUUCACGGGUACGAGAAGUGAUCAACAGAAAUUUGUUGGACCCCAACUGUCAUAUGUAUGAAGAUGCUCAACUUCAAAUCUACACCUUAAUGCACAGAGACUCUUUCCCUAGGUUUUUGAACUCUCAGAUCUAUAAAUCUCUUCUCGAAAGUACAAGGAGCUCUACUUCUGAGACUUAAAAAUGAUUUGGGGAUUUGAAAUCUUGAUUUAGCUUUUGGGGAAUGGGUGGGGUAAGGACUAUUAAGAUGAAGACAGACGUAAAAAUUUUUAAAGCAACAGGCUGCUCUGGAAGCACCUUCACUGCAUUUAGUCCAAAAUGUACCCUUCCACUCCAGAGUCAAGCUCUGGAAAAUCCGGUCCUGCCUCUUGGAGCAGGAGCCGGCUAUGCAUGGUGCUGAUUUGUGAAGCCCCACCCCCACGAUGUCACCAAGAAACCUCCCCUGCCAUAGCUGGAACAAUUUUGCACUUUAAGAAGAGUUUCCUUUGUAAAUGAAGAAGGCAGGAAAUAAACAGAUUAAAUGGCCUAAUGUCCAUCUGUCCUUUUGUUUUGGGUGGACAGGGGUAGGUAGGGAAAGAGACAAGACUGGAAAGCGUGCCAGUUUUUCAAUUCAUUGUUCUUCACGGCUGCCAUUUCAGGUGCUGAUUCUGAUGGGAAGAUGGGUUCAACCAGAGCUAAGGGGUGAACUGAAAGCUCUCUUUUUAUAUUACAUCUGUCUUCACCUUAGUAGUUCAAUAACACCUGGAACUGAGUUCCUGGAGAACUACAGUUUGGCACGACUCUGGCUACUGUGAAUCAAACAAAAUACAUACAAAGGUCUUCGUCUACAUUUAUCAAGGUCUAUCAUUCUUGAUUUUUGGAAGGGAGGGAAAGUAGAUUUGCCAAAUCACACUUAUUCAAAUACUUUUACACCUGCAGUUAAGAUUACAAUGAUGUUCUUGUCGUUUUAAUGGAGAGUUUCCUUGUGUAUCCUCACACUGCAUGUGCAAAGCAAAACUGCUUCACUUUAUCACUUAGUUGUUGCAAUAUUUAAUCCAACAACAUAAAUUAUAUCUAUAUUUAAGAACAUUGUGUGCAAUAUGGUCUUAUGGUACACACGUAGGGAUUAUUGGAGUGAACCAGAAAACAAUCUGACUUGGAUUUAGCAAUGUUAUUCCCCAUGUUCUGUGGAGAAAAAUCCAUUGCUAUAUAAGACAGACAACAUUUCUAUGUAAGAAAAAGAGCAAGAAGUGAAUGUUAUUUAUCAUCAUUUAUUUAAAAUUCAAAACAGAGGAUUCCUCUGGUUAUUGACUGCCAGAAUUGUGGUACUUUCAUUACAGAAAUGUCAAAACUAACAACAAACAUCAAAGCACAAGCUACAUGAAAAAAAAUCAAAUGGAGAGACAGAGUCUAUAAGCUGACAUUGUUUAUAAUUGUUAUAAAAACAGAUAAUCAAUGUACAUUUCAGAUGUCAGAUACUGUAAUGGAUUUAUUAAAGACUGGCUAUCCAGUUAUCUAAAAUUGUUGUGUAAUGUUAUGUAAUUCACAAAAGGAAAGAAACAAGACAAAAAAAAUCUUCCAUUCACAGAAUCAAGUCUAGAAAAAUUUAUGGUUUUAAUUUAAAAGAUAAUUUUUUUAAAAAAAAAUGCAUAAAUGUAGCAUUUUGGUCAGCAUUGGAGACUAGCAUUUGUCUAUAUAUUUGCUUUUCUUAAAAGUUCUGUCCUAUGAAAAGGAAAAUUUAUAUUUUUAAA
This is a messenger RNA of Notechis scutatus (mainland tiger snake), 2236 nucleotides long. Lineage: Eukaryota; Metazoa; Chordata; Lepidosauria; Squamata; Elapidae. The record is from RefSeq and is a predicted model, not a curated record.